GAACCACGUUGCAGGGAUGAAGCGGGCAUCAGGGGUGCAAACAGGGACGGGUACACAGCAGCAACAGUAGCAGCAGCAGAAGAAGAAGACGAAAAGGGGGCAGGCGGGGCACGGCGGGGUGUCGGUUUGGAGGUUCAGUGCAGCUGCUAAACCCUAGCGCAGGGGCGCCGUCGGAUGUUCAUCUGGGGGGAAAGUGGUCCCCGACUGCCCGCGAAAUUGGGAGCCUCGCUCCCGCCCUGAAGCUCAGGGGAUGAUGAUCGGCGUGAGCCGUCCGAUGGGCAGGGUGACCAAUCGGUGGAUGCUUUUCGGAGCAGACCCGGUGCAACCAGAGUUGGCUUUGCAAAGUCCACUUCGAACCGUUGUCUGCAAUAUACUUUUCUUGAGCUGCUGUGUUAUCUGAGGCUGCGGUUCGACUUCCUGUUUUGCGCCCCUACGAAAGAGUCCCGUUGUUUUCUUAAACGCUCCUAGUCCGUCUUUUGUGUUUUUUACGUGUCUUGUUCGUUCUUUUCUCCUGGUACUGUGAAUAGUCGAGUCGGGAGCUAUGACGGAAGAGGGGCACAGCGUGAGCACGGAGGCGAAGGAGACGGGCAAGGUGAAAUGGUUCAACAGCAGCAAGGGGUUCGGGUUCAUCACGCCUGACAAGGGCGGAGAGGAUUUGUUCGUGCACCAGACGAGCAUCCAUGCGGAGGGGUUUCGGUCGCUUCGCGAGGGCGAGGUGGUCGAGUUUCAGGUGGAGUCAAGCGAGGACGGGAGGACGAAGGCGUUGGCUGUGACGGGCCCUGGAGGUGCGUUCGUUCAGGGUGCGAGCUACAGGCGCGACGGGUAUGGCGGCCCAGGUCGCGGCGCAGGUGAGGGAGGAGGUCGAGGCACCGUUGGAGGUGCUGGGAGAGGCAGGGGCCGUGGCGGACGUGGUGUUGGAGGUUUUGUCGGUGAGCGCAGCGGUGCUGCCGGGGGCGAGCGGACCUGCUACAACUGUGGCGAAGGUGGCCACAUUGCCCGUGAGUGUCAGAACGAGUCGACAGGAAACGCUAGACAAGGAGGUGGCGGAGGUGGAGGCAACCGCAGCUGCUACACCUGUGGAGAGGCUGGACAUUUGGCAAGGGACUGCGCUCCCGCGGCUGCCGCUUAGUUGCUUCACUAGAGAGGCAAUGGUCUUAAAUACCCUCGCAUAUCUGGAUGGGAAGUCAAGCCUUGGUUCGGUGGGGUGGCCGAUACAGGGUUUUGCGGAGCAUGCUGCGCCCGCCGGACCGUGGUGCGCUUUGGUGCCCACGGGGUCUGUGCUUUGUUUGCACCAGGCAGGAGAGUAGUGCUCUGCUUGAUUUUUUUUAAUCGCUUCCGUUAUUAAUCUUCGUGGGUGGUGUGGAAAGGGUUUAGUGUGCACUGAGUUCUGCAUGGGCUGCAGUUUGAUGUAGUAUCCAGAAGCUUUCAUGAGUUCUGUUUUUUGUGUGUUGGCGAAUGUCUCUGACAUUUGUGGGGUUGGAGACCUAGGUCCUCCAGGAGGGGAGUCGUCGGCCGGGUCCGAGGGCCCCUCCGCGAUGGAUGGUCUGCGCGGUCCACCUUUGCAGUCAAUGUGAAGGUGGAAGGGGCUGGAAUCGGUUUGCGCUCGUCGGAGGGGUGUACACCGAAGAGAAGGGUUUAAGUUGUGUCAGCGGGUCGAAGAUCAGGAUGAAGCCUUACGUUUGUUAAUUCAAACUUAAGCUUUAUUAGCUGUUUUAAAGCCCCAUUUGUUGUAAUUGGAGUUUCCAAGAAAUGAAAUCUUUGGGUUAGGACUGUUGUUUCACCACA
Molecule: messenger RNA, 1785 nt
Organism: Physcomitrium patens
Lineage: Eukaryota; Viridiplantae; Streptophyta; Bryopsida; Funariales; Funariaceae
Product: cold shock domain-containing protein 4
Molecular function (GO): zinc ion binding; nucleic acid binding
Source: RefSeq, a predicted model, not a curated record